GAAGAUUCCAAAUCGAAGGAAGGUUAGGAAGGGGUCACGUGGCGCUAACCCCGAAAGAAGCAAAAAAGAGACAUCGAAGAAAGUCAGCGAGAGCUCUCAAGCUGAGAUCACGAUCGCGAUCACGAUCCCUGGCCACCACCUUGUUCCCGAAGGCGAGCAGACGAUGGAUCACCAGACGUCAGCAGAUCGAGCGGCGCCGAUCUGAGCUCUGCUUCUCCGUCCCCUACACACCACCAUGGCCGAUUCACCGCGCGGCCACGGCUCUGGCAUUGCUGCUCCUGCUGCUGCUGCUCCCCCUCCACCACCGCCUCUACCUCCUCCACCUCCUCCAGCGCCUCCAUUACCACCCCAGCGCUAUGCAAACAGGGCUACCAGUGCUCUUGCGCGGCUCGCUCACCCAUUCAUCUACGGUUCCAGGCCCCCAAGCCCACAGCCCACUUCUCCACUGCCAGUCCCUACACCACCUCCCGCCCUAGUGACCAGGCCCAGCUAUACCAUCUCCCCUCCUGGCAGCGCACCGAUCAUCACGCAUAAGACAGGAAUCCCAAUCUCAGCUGUCGAUAUCUCCCCGCAGCGUACUCACGCCAUUGUUGCCGGACGAGAGAUUCUUAGAACGAUACGAGUCACAUCUUCACAGUGUACUGAAGAAACAAACGUCCGAUCCGCUGUGAUCGGCCAUGGCCACCACCCGUCUGGAACAUCUAGCAAGAACAAGGAACAUCUAGCUACCAAGGAUGUAAAGUGGUCUCAUUCGGAGUAUAACCGAAUCAUUGCCACCGCAACUAGCAAUGGGCGUAUCGUUAUUUAUGACCUGAGUCGCCCCGGAGUGGAAUAUGGCCGGUUCCAUGAACAUUCUCGGCAGGUCCAUCGACUCGCCUUCAGCCCGUACCGUGGUGCAUGGUUGCUCUCUGGAAGCCAGGACGCCACUGUGAGGCUAUGGGAUUUACGCACGGUGUCCAGUGAUAGAGCUUCCAUGCACAUCGGGAGCACAAACAUAUUCAACGGGCACAGCGAGGCUGUACGUGAUAUUAGGUGGUCGCCUGCUGAACCUGUAGAGUUUGCCACGGCUACUGAUAGUGGUGUUAUCCAACGAUGGGACAUUCGCAAGGAUAACGUACCCAUAAUACGGAUAAAUGCUCAUGAAAAGGCAUGUUCGUCCGUGGACUGGCAUCCUGAUGGUAAACAUCUCCUUAGCGGUAGCGUGGAUCGCCAGGUGAAAGUGUGGAAUUUUUCUUCAACAGACAGAAGGCAGAAACCAUGUCUACAGUUGAGAACGCCUCAGGCUGUCCUAAAUGCGCGCUGGCGGCCACCGUCGUUGACAGGUCAUGAUUAUGAGACUGCCAGCUGGGAAUCUACCCAAAUUGUUACAUCAUACGAUCAGGAAGACCCCCGUAUCCACAUCUGGGACUUCAGAAGACCACAUAUCCCAUACAAGGAAAUCGACCGUUACUCUAACUCGGCAACAGAUUUACUAUGGCAUUCCCAGGAUUAUCUAUGGACCGUCAGCUCAGAGGGAAUAUUCAUGCAGACCGAUAUCAGCCUGGCCCCUGAUGCCAUAGAGCGAAGAUCGCCAUGCGCAAUUACAUGGAGUCCUGACGGGAAAGUUCUCGCGUUCUUCGAGCCGCGCCAUAGAAGGCACAAGCAAAGUUUUAAUUAUAGUAAUACAGAAACCGUGGAAUCUAUACCCGUGCCCAUUCCGCGGAAGGGCAGAGAAGGUGACGAUAAGCUACCUACUGCCAGUCACAGUCUCACUGAUGAGGCUCCCGAGGAGGCCCCCCAGAUGAUCGGGCUUCGGAAACGUUCUAACAAGAUAACAUCGACAAGGAGCUCCAAAUCGCUUAGUGCCACUCCUCCCAUGCAGGAUGACGAGCUACAAGUGGUCCCACUCGUCAAAUCGGUUGGUAAUAUUAAAGAUAACACCAAUCAUCAGGACGGCAUGAUAGGACGUGUUGAGGGAGCAACAUUCGACCCAGGUGCCUUUCAUUAUUUGGUACAUCAUUAUUCGCCGUUGCUGGCAGAUCCUCUCAACGAACGCAAUAUGUCAGUUGAAGUAGUCAAGUAUCUUCUUGACGGCCUUGAUGAGAAUACCAUGCAGGCUGCGGCUGUCCGCUUCGGGCGAUUGGCACAGACUUGGCGGAUUGUAAGAUAUGCCAUAUCGCAGGAGCUGCUCAAUCAGCAUAAGCAGCGCCAACUUGAAUUGAAGCAAAACAGUACCUCCAAAGCGCCACCUAAAAUUGGCAGCCGUGGUAGUAGUACUAACAUGUUAAAACUUGACCCAUCUAUUCCCGACAAGGCCAAGAAUCGAAUAUUCAAGGGCGUCGUUGACGGAGAUUCUCAAAGACUUAUGACCCUAAGUCCAGAACCUAACUCUGGCGCGACAACUCCUCUUGCCCGUCCUAUACCUGAUUCAUCCAUUGGUACCGCCAUAGCCAGUGGGCAGGCGUCAAAUACGGGCCUAAACGAAGACCUUGGGCAACUUAGACCUAUCCCAUCGCUAAUUUUAUCAAGUGAUGAAGUGUUGAACAAACAAGUUCAGGCGAGCGAAACUGCCUUAGAGAACGAGACUGGCUGGCCACAGGAUAGCAACGGAAUGAAAACCCCGACCAACAAACACCCAACGGCGCACAGCAGUGAAGAAGCCAUUGCAGAUCAGACCAGAUCUGCGCCCCGUGCAAUUUCUGGCAGAGCUGAAUGGAGACGUGACGAAAAAUCCCGUCCUAAACCUACAGCUGACGAAUCAGCAAUCAAAGAUGAUGAUGGAGAAGGAGACGAAGACGGCAGUAAAAAGGGAAAUGAAGACAUUGACGCACCACAAAAUUAUCAGGUUUUUCGCAAACGCCUUUUGUCCAUGGAACGUGCGGCGCAGGAGAGACCAGCUAUUCCCGUUGCCUACAAACGGCAUGACUCAGGAGAAAGCUUUCCUAUGUUUUCAGCCUCGGAUAGUUCCCACCGCACUAAAUCCUUUGACGAGGCAUCUUUCUCACUCACGAAUGUUCAUUCGCGCUAUGAAAGCGGUGGAUGGCCAGCUGCGACAGAAGGAUCGUUACAUAACAUUCCAGAGCUAGAAGGGAGCUCGCCUCCUAGACCUGGGCGAUGGGAGAACCACAGCGACUCGAUGAGCGAUAUGUCAUUAGAAGAUUUACCUACACAGUCUGCGACUAUUGAUCUUGAGAGGCCUGUCAGCCCAUUUCCAUUCCUGGCAGAGUCGUCUCCCAUUAAGAAACCAUCACGUGUUGGAUAUUCUCGCCCUCCAGCACGGUUGAAAUCACCGGCUGGUUCACGGAAUCCAUCCCUACCUACUGAGUCAACGGUCACUCUCCCACUCUGCCCGGAGUCCACCUCAGAUGCACCAUGGGGCGUACAGACCAUCGUGAGAGAAAUAAUAAAACAUUACUGUAGCAGUUCAUCUGUUGACAUACUCUCCGCGUCCCAUCUCCUUCAUAAGAUGCACAUUCUCUACAGUUCAUGUGACGAACUUCUACCUCAAGGAGAAAGAGAACUAAUUUUCAAAGCCUUCAACGAACAGCUUUUCAGGCAGGGCAUGUUCGUUGAAGCCGCUGAAUUUCGACUUGUUUGCGUUCCCUCAUACCCAAGUCUAUAUGAUUAUGCCCAAAAGGAUACAUUUAUCAACGUUUUUUGUUUCGAAUGUAACAAACCUUAUGAAAAUCCUAUACAGGAUAACAAGCUAUGCCACCGCUGCGACACAGCUCAACCCCCAUGUACAAUCUGCGUCAGCCGGAACCCACCCGCGGAAUGGGCUGCCAAAAGCAACCUUAGCUCACUGCCUGAUUCUAAUAACCCUGGUGACCUCUCUUCUACUAACAUUAGCCCACUUGAAGAUGGUUUAGCACACCAACAACAAGAACAGCCUGGAUCCCGGCUAUACGGCUCGGGCCUCUGGUCAUGGUGCCAGACCUGCGGGCAUGGCGCCCAUACAGCUUGCCUAACUGCAUGGUUAACAGACAUAUCCCUAAGCGAAGGUGGUUGUCCCACCCCUGGCUGCUUUCAUGACUGUGGACCAGGCCCUCGUCGAGAACAGAACCGCCUCGCUCAGCAAGAAGCUAGCAAGAGAGCGCGAAAUGCCUAUUAUGGACGCAAACCGAGUUCCACGUUUAUCAAGAGAGAUUCUUGGACGGCUGGCGAAAGCCGAGCUGUUGAAAGGGUAAGAGGUAUGCUUGGUGGUGGACUUCCCAAUGCUGGGGAAGCAGGGCUGGCGGCAGGACAGGGCAAUCCGUCGGGCUCCGGUGUUGGUGCUGGUUCGGGAUCAUCGGCUAUUAUCUCACCGAAGAAAGUAAGGCUUGUUGCGCCCGGUGAGCAGGAUUCUGAAGGCCAUGAGCGCUGA
Microsporum canis CBS 113480 is the source of this 4342-nucleotide messenger RNA. RefSeq names its product WD repeat-containing protein 24. Gene Ontology annotation, biological process: positive regulation of TOR signaling. Lineage: Eukaryota; Fungi; Ascomycota; Eurotiomycetes; Onygenales; Arthrodermataceae. Gene Ontology annotation, molecular function: protein binding. The transcript has 2 exons. The record is from RefSeq and is a predicted model, not a curated record. The coding region runs from base 236 to 4342 and encodes 1368 amino acids.